This is a messenger RNA of Ricinus communis (castor bean), 1980 nucleotides long. RefSeq names its product sodium/hydrogen exchanger 2. Gene Ontology annotation, biological process: sodium ion transport; proton transmembrane transport; regulation of pH. Bases 254 to 1864 code for a protein of 536 amino acids. Gene Ontology annotation, molecular function: sodium:proton antiporter activity. Lineage: Eukaryota; Viridiplantae; Streptophyta; Magnoliopsida; Malpighiales; Euphorbiaceae. Gene Ontology annotation, cellular component: membrane. The record is from RefSeq and is a predicted model, not a curated record. The transcript is spliced from 15 exons.
AGGUUAUUCGCGAGGAAAACAGUUAAAUAAAAAGAUCUCAAAAGGAAAAAGAACAAGAACAAGAACAAGACAAAUAAUAAUCUUUUUCGAGUAGGAUUUGUCCGGGUAGCGUAGAGUCCAACGAAGUCCAGAAUAAAAAAAGGACAGAAACCAAAUUAAAAAACAGAUCGGACGGUGUAAGUUUCAUAGGCAUGUAAUGACGUCGACUGCCUUGCAACAGAGUCCCAGUUAGUUUUAUUAGCGAAUUCUGAAGAUGGGGUUAAGUUUGGUAUCAGUUAUGAAAUUGGGGCUGAGAUCAGGACCUGAUGAAGCUCAUAUAGAUUCUAUUACUUUAUUUGUGGCUCUUCUUUGUGCUUGCAUUUUGAUUGGCCAUCUUUUUGAGAAGAAUCGAUGGAUGAACGAAUCAAUUACUGCCCUUGUCAUUGGUCUGUGUACUGGGGUUAUAAUCCUGCUAGCUACUGAAGGAAAAAGCUCACACCUUUUUCAAUUUAGUGAAGAGCUUUUUUUUAUAUAUGUUCUUCCACCUAUCAUUUUCAAUGCUGGGUUCCAGGUAAAAAAGAAGCAGUUUUUUCGAAACUUUAUCACAAUCAUGUUAUUUGGUGUUGUUGGGACUCUGAUAUCCUUCAUCAUCAUAUCACUGGGUGCAGUGCAGUUAUUCAAGACAUUAGGUAUUGAUUUCUUGGAUACAAUGGAUUAUCUAGCACUGGGAGCAAUAUUUUCUGCCACAGAUUCUGUUUGCACCUUGCAGGUGCUCAAUCAGGAAGAAACACCUUUGCUGUACAGUCUAGUUUUUGGGGAGGGUGUGGUAAAUGAUGCCACAUCUGUUGUACUUUUCAAUGCAAUCCAGGGAUUUGACCUCUCUCACAUCACCUCAAGCAUUGCUUUGGAGCUGUUUGGUCAAUUCAUAUAUUUGUUUGCUACUAGUACAUUCCUUGGGGUGGCGGUUGGAUUAAUAUGUGCAUUUAUCAUAAAGAAGUUGUACUUUGGCAGGCACUCUACUGAUCGUGAAGUUGCCCUGAUGGUUCUCAUGGCUUAUCUUUCCUAUAUCAUGGCUGAACUGUUCAAUUUAAGUGCCAUUCUUACUGUGUUCUUCUGUGGGAUUGCCAUGUCGCACUACACCUGGCAUAAUGUGACUGAAAGUUCAAGAGUAACGACCAAGCAUGCUUUUGCUACAAUGUCAUUUAUUGCAGAAAUCUUCAUCUUCCUAUAUGUUGGCAUGGAUGCCUUGGACAUGGAGAAAUGGAAAUUUGUGAGCAAGAGUCCUGGCACAUCAGUAGGUGUGAGUUCAAUACUUCUUGGGUUAAUUCUGGUCGGAAGAGCUGCUUUUAUAUUUCCUUUGUCUUUUAUAUCCAAUUUGAAAAGGAAUUCUCAAAGUGACAGAAUUGGACUAAAGCAGCAGGUUGUGAUAUGGUGGGCAGGGCUCAUGCGAGGAGCUGUAUCAAUGGCACUUGCUUAUAAUAAGUUUACCAAGUUGGGGCAUACUCAACUGCCAGGAAAUGCGAUCCUGAUAACCAGCACCAUUACAGUUGUUCUUUUUAGCACUGUGGUAUUCGGAUUAGUGACCAAGCCUCUGAUAAGGCUGUUGUUGCCAAGGAAAUAUUUGAGCAGCUUAUUACCCUCUGAUCUGGCAACUUCAACCGACUUCAAAUCUCUUGCUUCACCUCUUCUAUCCAAUGGCAAUGGAAAAGAUCAAGAGUUUGAUAUUCCCCGGCCGACGAGUCUACGAAUGCUCUUGACAACUCCGACGAAUGCCGUCCAUUACUAUUGGCGAAAAUUUGAUGACACCAUAAUGCGUCCUGUGUUUGGUGGCAGAGGAUUUAUGCCAUACGUCCCUGGCUCACCAACAGGGAAUACUCUUCUUUGAUAUUUACAAAUAUACUGCAUACAGCAAAGCAUAGUUUCCAAGUAGGAUUUUAAGGAUCAUGUGUAAAUAGUUGAGAAGAGAAAUAUAUAUCUAAUACUUAAAAAUCGUUUUCAUCC